This is a messenger RNA of Cylindrotheca closterium, 1314 nucleotides long. NCBI's taxonomy places the organism in Eukaryota, Bacillariophyta, Bacillariophyceae, Bacillariales, Bacillariaceae. The record is from the annotation of a GenBank genome assembly.
AUGACACCAACUAAACUAUCAAUACUUUUCUUGGCAAUCACGCUAUAUUCUGGCUCCGUGUCGGCGCAAGAUACAUGCAGCCUUUGUCCCUUUGGAGAGAAUCCAGGUUUCCCAGACAAAAUAAUUCCAGGACGUGGGAGAACCUGCGACGAAAGCUCCUUCCUUAAUAUCCCUGAAGAUUCUGAAGAAUGCAGUCAGUUUCGCAAAACAGCAUCCUGGUGUGGCUGUCCGAGUGCACCACAAGAAUGCUUCCUGUGUGAAAAAGGAGACUCGUCUCCAACUCCUGACCUACGAUCGCCCUUAUUCCCAGAUACAUCAUGCCUUGACUAUGAAUUUUUGGCGUCGCAACUUUCUGCAGAAGAAUGCCCUAGCUUGCAACAAAGAGCUGGGUCCUUUGAUGUUUCAUCAUUCUGCUCGUGUGAAGCUACGGAGGCACCCAAAGUAUGUGAGCUUUGUCCUAAUGGAGUACUAGUGAACCCCACAGGAAAGAGUGUCGUGCCAGGCUACACAUGUGAAGAAGUUGACCAAGGCUUGCUUCAAUUCUUUUCCGAGCAAUCAUUGUGUAUGGAGUUUCGCCAAGUACUACUUGCCAACAACCUUUGCGAGUGCGUUGGGAGUACAGAUUAUCCAACAGCAGCUCCCACCAUCGAACCUACAGGAGCACCAACCAAGGGACCAAAAACAAAACAGCCCCAACCCACAGAUGCCCCAUCAGAUCCACCAAUACAAGCGGUAUCAUCAGCGCCAACCCCUGAAGACGGCUCGAAACAGGCAGCGACGGGAUCACCAACUGCUUCUCAUCCGACGUUGUCCCCGACACGAGGUUCCUUACCCCCUGUUGCACAACCAUCUUCACCGACGUUGUCCCCUACAAGAGGCACGUUAUCACCUGUUUCGGAACCAUCUCUUACAACGUUGUCCCCUACACGAGAUACUCUAUCACCUGUUUCGGAACCAUCUCCGACGACGUUGUCGCCAAUCACACCAGACACUUCAGCUGCCAAAGGACCCACAUCUGCACCUAGUACAAGAAGAUCAUACAAGGGUAGCUUCAAGGGUACCUUCACGAGUGCUCCUUCAUCAGCGCCCAUUGAAGCUGUACAAUCCGUAGUGUCUACAAAAGGCAAAGGGUCCAAUGGCUCGAUCAAGACUACUUCCAAGUCAACAAAGAAAGAGUCCAAGAAAUUUGGCGAAAAGGGAAUUGAGAAAAAGCUGAAGAUCAAGAGUAAAAGUAAAAGUAAAAGUAAAAGCGAAAGCAACGAAAGCAACGAUAGCAACGAAAGCAACGAAAGCAAAGAAAGCAGCAUUCGAUAA